ACGUGAUGCUAUGAGCAUCUUUUGACGUCAAUAUUACGCGUAUCUCGAAAGCUAUUUUACAUUUUCAGAGUGUCUGCAUCUCGCGAUAAGUACGGGGGUCGUUUUAACCUCCGUGAGAAAUUACAGUGAGCGUCCAUUUUGCCCGGUCAGAGCAGAGAAACAUCUGGGUCAAGCGCAUCGCAUCCUCGAGUGUCAAGCAUAGUUGUGUUGGCUCAGCAAGUGAACGCACAUCACAAACCGCGACUGCCAUGGCGGAUGCAGCGAUUUCAUUUUUAAAGGAUUUUUUAGCAGGUGGAGUUGCUGCUGCCAUUUCCAAAACCGCAGUCGCGCCCAUUGAACGGGUGAAAUUACUGCUGCAGGUCCAACAUGCCAGCAAGCAGAUCAGCGCGGAACAGCAGUACAAAGGCAUUAUCGACUGCGUCGUGAGAAUCCCGAAGGAGCAGGGGUUCGCCUCAUACUGGCGUGGCAACCUGGCCAAUGUCAUCCGCUACUUCCCCACCCAGGCGCUCAACUUCGCGUUCAAGGACAAGUACAAGCAGGUGUUCCUGGGCGGCGUGGACAAGCACACGCAGUUCUGGCGCUACUUCGCCGGGAACCUGGCCUCCGGCGGCGCGGCGGGGGCCACCUCGCUGUGCUUCGUCUACCCGCUCGAUUUCGCCCGAACCCGCCUGGCCGCGGAUGUGGGCAAAGCCGGCGCCACGAGAGAGUUCAACGGGCUGGGUGACUGCCUCGCCAAGAUCUCCAGGUCCGAUGGGAUAAGAGGCCUUUACCAAGGCUUCAACGUGUCUGUGCAGGGGAUCAUUAUCUACAGAGCGGCCUACUUCGGCAUCUAUGACACAGCUAAAGGCAUGCUCCCGGACCCGAAGAACACGCACAUCAUGGUGAGCUGGAUGAUCGCGCAGAGCGUCACGGCCGUGGCGGGGGUGGUGUCGUACCCCUUCGACACCGUGAGGCGUCGCAUGAUGAUGCAAUCCGGACGCAAAGGAGCGGACAUCAUGUACUCGGGAACGCUGGACUGCUGGCGGAAGAUCGCGCGGGACGAAGGGGGCAAGGCCUUCUUCAAGGGCGCCCUCUCCAACGUGCUCCGAGGCAUGGGCGGGGCCUUCGUGCUCGUCCUGUACGACGAAUUCAAAAAAUACGUCUAAGCUAAGCCCAUGUACACCCCCCCUUUAGCUCGGACAAUGACCACUUAAAGAGUACCUGUUACUACUGAGGCCAGUUAAUCUUUUACCAAGUCCCCCAUUUCCUGUAGAGUGUAUCCAGGGUCCAGGCCACCUUUAGCAGUAGUGGCCAACAACACGCUCCAGUUGUUGACCUGUGAACUUUCCAUUUUAAGCACGAUGUAUUUAAUUUUGUUUAGUUUGUUUUGACUUUUUUUGCUCAACUGUGAGCAAGUUCUUUAGAGUCAGGGCACUCCAUGAUGGUAAAAUACUGGGGGAAGAGCAUUAAUGAACAUAUUCUUUAUCAUAACACUGCAAACCCAUACACUGAUGCCAUACAGUGUAUGCGUGACAGAAGCACUGUUUCUUGCAGUGCAGGUAUUCAUCCUCAAGAUGGUGCUGUAAGUAAAGAUGCAAGUACAUAAAGAUUGAUUUAUUUUUUUCCAAAGAUUGGCUCUGCUGUUGGAGCAAUUUGAAGCUUCUAGGUAGUUGAAUUUUAACUUACAUUAACAUAAAUGAUGAAACGUAUAGUUAUAACGACUAUCAAUUAAAAUGUGAUAUUCAUUAGCUUUAUUUCAUUGCCCAAUUAGCCCAGUUCCAGCACCCAAAUGAAAAGAUACAAAUAAUGUCUAGACAAAUUGUGGAUUCAGAAAAAUAAAACCAUGAAAAGUCUCACUCACUGUAACAUGAUGAAGGUAAUGUUUUUUAUUUUAUUUUAUUUUUUCCAUUUCUGAAUAGUGCUGCAUGUACUUGGCAAUAAAAGUCAUCACAACUCA
This is a messenger RNA of Conger conger (European conger), 1936 nucleotides long. It is a transcript of the gene slc25a6, whose product is annotated as solute carrier family 25 member 6. Gene Ontology annotation, biological process: mitochondrial ADP transmembrane transport; mitochondrial ATP transmembrane transport. Gene Ontology annotation, molecular function: ATP:ADP antiporter activity. The record is from RefSeq and is a predicted model, not a curated record. Gene Ontology annotation, cellular component: mitochondrial inner membrane. Bases 249 to 1145 code for a protein of 298 amino acids. NCBI's taxonomy places the organism in Eukaryota, Metazoa, Chordata, Actinopteri, Anguilliformes, Congridae. The transcript has 4 exons.